CAGGUAAUGUAAUUAAUGAUCAUUUGAAAUACAUGCCGAAUAAAAACAAUGUGACAGAGUUUAUUCUACUGGGGCUUACAGAGAAUCCAAAGAUGCAGAAAAUCAUAUUUGUUGUGUUUUCUGUCAUCUACAUCACUACCAUGAUAGGAAAUGUGCUCAUUUUGGUCACCAUCACUGCCAGCCCAUCAUUGGGGUCCCCCAUGUACUUUUUCCUGGCCCAUCUCUCCUUUAUUGAUGCCUGCUAUUCCUCCGUCAAUGCCCCUAAGCUGAUCACAGAUUCACUCUAUGAAAAGAAGACCAUCCUAUUCAGUGGAUGCAUGACUCAAGUCUUUGGAGAACAUUUUUUUGGAGGUGUUGAGGUUAUCCUACUUACUGUAAUGGCCUAUGACCGAUAUGUGGCCAUCUGCAAGCCCUUGCACUAUACCACCAUCAUGAAGCAGUGUGUGUGUAGCCUGCUAGUCAGUGUGUCAUGGGUAGGAGGCUUUCUUCAUGCAACCAUACAGAUCCUCUUCAUCUUCCAAUUACCUUUCUGUGGUCCUAAUGUCAUAGAUCACUUUAUGUGUGAUCUGAACCCUUUGCUCAAUCUUGCCUGCACUAAUACCCACUCUCUAGGACUGUUUGUUGCUGCCAACAGUGGGCUCAUAUGCCUGCUAAAUUUUCUCUUGCUCCUGGUCUCCUAUGUGAUUAUACUGUACUCCCUAAGGACCCACAGCUUGGAGGCAAGGCACAAAGCCCUCUCUACCUGUAUCUCCCACAUCACAGUUGUCAUCUUAAUCUUUGUGCCCUGCAUAUUUGUGUACAUGAGACCUGCAGCUACUUUGCCUAUUGAUAAAGCAGUUGCUGUAUUCUACACUAUGAUAACUCCAAUGUUAAACCCCUUAAUCUAUACCCUGAGGAAUGCUCAGAUGAAAAAUGCCAUUAGGAAAUUGUAUAGUAGAAAAGCUAUUUCAAGUGCCAAAUCAAUGUGACUGGAGCCCAACUGAGACAAGGGACAAAAGGAUAUUUUGGAUAAUGUCAGCAAGGAAUACUUAUGGAUAAAGAAAAUAAUUAACCACUGUGAUUCAUAGAUUAUGCCUUGAUGGGAGUCGAAAUGGGGUUAAGAAAAGGGAGAAAACCUAACCAAGUAUCAUUCUCACAAAUUGGAAAAAUACUAUCAAUUUGGGGCUUAGUUUCACUAGCCUCAUCCAUGUGUAUGAAACUUACAGGCCUUCCUUCUAAUAACUGUGAAAUAAGUAAUAAAAUAAAUAUAUUGAUAUUAAGCAAUAAUGUCCAUAACACUGAGGGAGGCAUUACUCUUACCCCCAUUUAACAAGUGAGGAAACUGGGAGAAGAGGACAGUAUCAAAACAGAAGUAUUAAAUAGACAGCAACCAGAAUCCCACCGAUUUCCCAAACUGUAUGCUUAACUACGAUGGUACCCUGCCAGGCAAUGAUGAGAGAAAAUCAGAUCAUUUUAACAGUUGUCACUUAUUGGGACAGGGACUAUGCUGGACACAUUGUAUAUAUUAGUUCAUUAAAAAUACAACAUUUUUAUUAAUAAUUCUUUUUUAUAUAUCAAAUUGAUGGUCUUUGUUUUCUGAAACAUUAUCAUAACUAACCACUUCAGGGCUAUAAAAGCAAAGAACCAUUUAGCGUCUGAUGAGUAAACAGUGAAGUUUAUACCAUGAUUCCAAAUUUCUCUGUAGGCUUCAGAACCAUUAUGUAUUACUCACAUUACCUUUUUUAUACUGAUAAUCCACCAGAAAGAGUGAUGGUUCAAAUAAAGAAGAUGUUUUGAUAUCAAGGAGAAAUUUCUAUUUAUUAAAUAUACAGUUAUACUCCAUAAAGUACUUACCGGCUAGAUAACAAUAGUUCCUACAAAAUACCAUGUCUGGCAUAGCAUAAACAUUCAAUCAAUGAAUUAAAGGAUUAAUGAAAAUAAAUAAAUUCAAUAAAAUAUAAAGCAAAAGUAGUGCCAGAAGCUAGGAAAGUUUUUUCUACCUUCAGUCCGAGAAUCCUAGUUGGACCUUAGAAGACAGAUAUAAUUGGAAUAAAAUUAAUUUUAAAAUAUAGAAAAUACAUAAAUACAAGGGUUGGUUCUUUAUAAAAAUUAAUAAAACUCAUAUCCCUAGCAAAACCUCUGCUUUGAAAAACAUAGCUUUCUAUUUUUAUCAUUCAAAAAUGUCUCUGCAAAAAAAAUUAGUUCGACUGAAUAAAGGAAAUACAUGCAUCCUCCAUAUGCAAAGAGUCUUACAAAUUAAUUAGAAAUCAUUCAGCUACAAAAUGGGCAAAGGACAAGAACUAUUUCCAAAAGAAGAAUGAAUGGUCAAUAUACAUAUAAAAAACUUUCAACUUCAUUAGUAACCAUAGAAAUGUAAAUUUAAAAUAUUUUGUAUGCCAGGCAUGGUGGUUCAUGCCUGUAAUCCCAGCACUUUGGGAGGCCGAGGCGGGUGGAUCACAAGGUCAAGAUAUCGAGACCAUCCUGGUCAACAAGGUGAAACCCCGUCUCUACUAAAAAUACAAAAAAUUAGCUGGGCAUGGUGGCACAUGCCUGUAAUCCCAGCUACUCAAGAGGCUGAGGCAGGAGAAUUGCCUGAACCCAGGAGGCAGAGGCUGCGGUGAGCCAAGAUCAUGCCAUUGCAUUCCAGGCUGGGUAACA
This is a messenger RNA of Callithrix jacchus (white-tufted-ear marmoset), 2637 nucleotides long. RefSeq names its product olfactory receptor 4C13. Gene Ontology annotation, biological process: G protein-coupled receptor signaling pathway. The record is from RefSeq and is a predicted model, not a curated record. Lineage: Eukaryota; Metazoa; Chordata; Mammalia; Primates; Cebidae. Gene Ontology annotation, molecular function: olfactory receptor activity; G protein-coupled receptor activity. Gene Ontology annotation, cellular component: membrane.